UUGAAGAGGAGAGUCUUUCAUUUAAAUCUCGUCUCUUCCGGUAGGGAUGCCUUUCAAGAGGUUCGUGGAAACGGGAAGAGUGGCUUACAUCUCCGAUGGGCCACAUAAAGGAAAACUAUGUUCCAUAGUGGACGUCAUUGAUCAAAAUAAGGCUUUAAUUGAUGGACCUGUAACUGGUGUGCCUCGAGGUGAGAUAAGAUUGACACAGUUACACCUAACUAAGUUUAGGGUCAAGUUUCCAUUUACUGCUCGCAGUAGGGUUGUGAGGAAAGCAUGGCUUGAUGGAAAAGUUGAUGAAAAAUGGAAGGAAAGUUUGUGGGCGAAGAAAUUGGAAGCAAAACAAAAGAGGGUUACAAUGACAGACUUCGAUCGCUUCAAGUUGCGUAAAGCAAAACAACUUAGAAACAAGGUCCGUAGCUUAGCGUAUUACAAGCUCAAGAAGAAGGCAACUCGUGCAGGAACCCUGUAUGGUAAGAAAAAAUCAAAGGAUGCCAAGAAAGAGAAGAAACCCAAGUCCAAGCCAGCACCCAAGAAAUAAUGUAUAAAGUCUGAGAAAAAUAAAAUUUAUAAGUUAUGUA
Schistocerca nitens (vagrant locust) is the source of this 578-nucleotide messenger RNA. RefSeq names its product 60S ribosomal protein L14 (gene RpL14). Gene Ontology annotation, biological process: ribosomal large subunit biogenesis; translation. Bases 47 to 538 code for a protein of 163 amino acids. Gene Ontology annotation, cellular component: cytosolic large ribosomal subunit; ribosome. The record is from RefSeq and is a predicted model, not a curated record. Gene Ontology annotation, molecular function: structural constituent of ribosome; RNA binding. Lineage: Eukaryota; Metazoa; Arthropoda; Insecta; Orthoptera; Acrididae. The transcript has 4 exons.